CUCAGGUUCCUGCUGACGGAGCUCCUGGCCACGCUGCUGACAGGAGGAGCUCAGUAGGACACUGACGGGGCUUCAGGGGACAGGCAGCCAUGGUGUUCCCACGUCUGCCUGCUGGUGUUCUGGUACUCCUUCUGCUAGCAGGUGUGAGCGAGAGCGUGCCGUGCCCCAAGCCGGGUCCCAAGGGCACCAUAGUGAAGGUGCUGAUCAAGGACAUGGUGCAGGCGUGGACCUGCCCGAAGGCUGGCCAGGUGUGGUCCACGGGGGGUAGUGUCCUCACCGUCUAUUGUACCAUCAACGGCCAGAACGCCAGCAGCGCCACCUGUGGGGCGCCGCCGGCCAACACACAGUCGUGUAAUGGCAGCAUGAUCCCGGUGGUGGCCAACGCCUCCAGCACCGCCCUGGUUACCGACGCCGCCUACUACUACACCUGCGACAACGGCACCGCCUGGAUCUCCAACGACGUGGCCCACGUCUCCCAGUGCCUCACCAAUGGCAACUUCUCGCCCAUAUUCGACUUCUGCGACGAAGGGUGUGAGCCGCCGCGGGACUGCUCAUCAGUGAUGGUGCUGGGUAUGAAGGUCUCCGGAGAGUACAGGAUCAUCCCCACCGGCCAGCCAAACGACCCCGGCAUCAAUGCAUGGUGUGACCUUGCAGAGAAUUCGACAAAUGAAGUUGAGAGAUUUGCAGAGGGUGGAUGGACUCUUCUCUUGCGCCAUCUGACCAGCAAUGGGGUCAUGAGUGGAGACUUUAUGGCUGGGUUUAUUCUCAACACAUCAUCUACUGAUACUGAAUACUUUAUGGGUAGUAAUCAUGUGCUGGACCUGAGCACGAGUAUAGAUGGGUGCAUUGGCUGUCGUCCAUUGGUGCUUAAGGUACUUCUGGAGGAGAGUGGAGGAAUCAUCUAUCAUGCCACCUACUUCAGUGUGGUCGCGACCUACAACUCUGCAGGGAAUAUCGUCCUCAACAGUACUGAAGAUUUCCAUGGCAAUGCAGGGGAUGGUCUGAUGCUGAACGGAGGGCAGGCGUUCAUCAAGAAAGCGGACAAUACGUGCUGGUGGGGAGAAACGGCAAACCUGACUGGGAGCACGAUUCAGUGGGGUCCUCUGGCUGGUUACACCAUCGACAAGGUUACAUUAUGGCUACGACCACAAGACUAUGAUAGUGAAAAUUCGUGUCAGGCAUUGAUAGAAGGCGAUCCAAGGUGGACAACUACUGAGGUGAAUAUGACGGUGAGCCGUGCCCCGGGAGCAGUGGUGAACUACACUUGCAUCCGCCAGUUUACGAUGGAGGGUGUAGAAGGUGGUGAACGCUCAGUCAGAGGAACUGUUGAGUGUAAAGCUGGUCAGACGGGAGAAAUGCCAUCGUGGAAUGAUACCCUGACCCUUCCCUGCACGGUUGUGUGCCCAGCAGGGUGGACUAGGUCGCACACUGAAGACUAUUGCUUCCAGUUCACCUCGAGCGUUGCGACCCACGGCAUCGUCUCGGCUGUUUUACAGUGUCGUGACGUUAAUGGUUCCAUGGGUGUCAUCUUUGAUAGUGGAUACCUCGCGACAGCAUUGCCCAGCCAGUACUACUUCACAGCUCACACACGCAUGGGGUCAGUAGCUGUUAAUGUGACUCCCAGCACUAUGGUAGCUGAUACAUUGGCCUGUACUGCAAACUGUAAUGCAACAACAGUCGAGCAGUGUCUUGUGGUGAGCAAUGCGUCACGCAAGUAUGCCAAGUGCAAUGACUCCACCAUGUACUCCCUGUGUAUGGUGCCAGCUUACUGCCCGAACGGCUACACCGCGUACCGAGGCUUGUGUUACCGAGUCUUCAACAACUCAAUUGAUAACUUCGGAGCAGCUCUUGGUGCUUGUAACAAUGAAACAUCUGCACUUGCCUAUCCACAGGACUUGGACACCAUGAACUUCCUCUCAUGGCUUGUCCAUGAUGCUGCUGCUGCUGCAACGAUAACUUUUCCUGCUGAUGUUAUGGUUGGUCUCAACAACAUGUGGGGAGACUGGACAACAGCAAGCAUAUAUAAUAUAAGCUCUGGGGUGGUGAGUGAGGCAGAGAAGCCGUCCACAGCACCUGGCUGGAGACUGUUGACAGUGCCUGACAAUCUUACCGUGGCACCAAGCUUCAAGGCAGCACAGCUCUCUGGCAAUGGUGCCAAUAUUGCCAUAUGCCAGUACUUGGGCCCCAUAGGAUGCUGGGACGCACCGAAGGAGCCGUUAGGCAACAUGACCCGUUCCUACUGGGACUGGGAGAUGACCGACAUCUUCAGCAAUGUCGCCUACAUAUGCUACCCUGGGUACUUCUUUGCGGGCAACAUUAGCCAGCCGACACUGACAGUGGAGUGUCUGGGUCAAGUAGGUGGGUGGUGCCCUCGGACCUUCAAUGCCUGCCUUGCUGUAGAAGUAUGUAUGGAUGUGCCCAUGGCACCCUCGCCUCUCAUCACCAACAGUACUUCGCCUAACUGGCGCUUUCUGAAUGGCACGGUAAACUUCACCUGCCCCGCCCUCAUGGCUACUCAGAAGAACAUGACGGUUCAGACGCUGACAUGCAGCUACAAUGGAAACUACUCCUUCGUGAAUGCCACAGUUGACCCGUGCAAUGUUUGCCUUGGAGAGCCUAAAGUGGGGAAUGCAACAACUAACUGGUCCAAUAGUACGUUGUGGGCAGUCAACACGACAGUCACUGCUACGUGCCUCACCAACUAUAUGGCCACCAUAAACACAAGCAAUCUUACUGUUGCUUGCACAGAAACCGGGUGGCAAACGUCUCCUCCUUGCUACCUGGGCUGCUCAACUCCCCCACCUGACGCAGGAGCUAAUAUGACGAUGAGUAACUACACUUCCAAUGCUAUCAACUCGGUGGUCACGUACACCUGUAAUCCCAGUCUCUAUGUCCCUCCUGAUAAGAAUUAUACGAAGGCCAUGGCUACGGUGAAUGUGACGUGCAGCAGCAAUUCUCAGUGGGUGAUUCUUGGCCCUGCCCUCUGGUGCACCUCUUUAUGCCUCGGGGAUCCAGUUCCUGCUCCAGCCUCUGCCAACAGUAGCUGGGAUGGUUACACUAGAACCAAUGGGACCACAGUCGUAUAUACUUGUGGGGGAAGCCUUUUGUUUGGGAACCUCAGCUCAACCAUCAAUAUUACCUGUCAAGAUGGAAACUGGACAGCAAUUGAUCAAAGCAUUUUUCUAUGCAGAGAAGCUGCAACCCAGCCUCCUCCCACUCUGCCAGCUGGAGCGGCCUUACCAGGACAGAAUUCAUCCACUUCUUCAGCAUACAACACCACUCAAUACUGGAAGGGGAGCACCAUCAAUGUUACCUGCGAGCCUGGCAAGAUCUCUCCCUCAGGUCUCAACUACACAAGUACAACAUUCAAUGGUUCUGCAUGGUCACCUCUUGACCCAGCCUUUACCUGUUUACCAGUUGCAGAGGAUGCACCACCACCUCUGCCGAGCGGGGCGAUGCUGGCCGGCCCACCUGCUCCUUUCUGGGUGGGACAGACCCUCAACUAUACAUGUCAGGCGGGCACACUACCGACCACAAACCAGACCUAUGUCAGCACAACAUACAAUGGCACAGCCUGGUCACCAAUUGAUCCCAAAUUCAUUUGCGGUAUGUAUACUUGCAGGUAGUGAUGCUUUGAACUAUUGUUUUACUUGGUACGGCUUUCGUGGGUAAUCUCUUAUUCCCAUGUUGGUAUAGCUUUUGUGGGCAAUCUUUUAUUCCCACAUUGGUAUAGCUUUCGUGGGUAAUCUCUUAUUCCCACGUUGGUAUAGUUUUUGUGGGCAACCUUUUUUUUCUGUACAUUAGGGCUUUUGUGGGGAACUCUUAAUAGCCAAUUUAGUAGGUCUUUUGUGGACAAUACUAUUCUGUAUGGAGCCCCAUCGGCUCCCUGGAGCUAUUGGACUGAUAUUACAUGAAGCUGUAUUAAUCUGGGGCUUCAGUCACAUGGAGCUUCAGUGCAGGGACCAAUGGGCUAUGAAAACUCCACUCUUUGAGAGUACUGUAAUUCAUAUCUGCCAUCGACUGUGGUUAGGCACCCAGAAUAUACCCCAACUGGUAGAUAAUUGCAACCCGAGACCGAACAGAGCCCAAGCACUUCCUCCAAGAAAAUCAAGGUAACAAGCACAUCACAUCAAACCAACGCGAGGGGUCCGUGGGUUAUUGAUGCUUGGGUGGUCAGGCCGGGGGUGCAUCAUGUUUUGUGUCUGGUUGCUGCUCUCUGCAGUUACCUGAGCGCCUUGGAUUCUGUGUCCGGGGACGCGCUUUGUGUUGAUCCACUUUCCCUCAUUUCCUGUUCUAGGGCUCGGGUCUCUUAGGUCGUCUGCAGGGUUAAGUCUUGCCAGCCUGCAGUCUACCCUCAUGCCCAUGAUGUUCAGAAGUUUGCGGCUCUUGCUGCUGUGUUUGGGAACAUAUCUUGGACUGACAUUCGGGCACGGGUUUUGGAGGUCUAACAGGAUCCUGGCCUCCCAUUAUCUCGUGAACGUUCCGGGCUCUCAGCGGUCUUGUGUGACCUUGGGCAGUCGGUUGCAGCCAGUUGUCCCGUCUUCGUCAUGAGGCACACGGUGCUGCUGCCUCCUGGGUAAGUUCCUCUUUUACUUAUCUUUGGGUAUCUAGCUCCAGGGAGCCGACGGGGCUCUCCACAGAAAACCAGAGAUGAAUGUAAUGAAACAUAAUUUUCUGGGUGAGCCCCAGAAGCUCCCUUGCAAGGUCAGCGGUCUUUCUUCUGUUUGCUCAGUCUCUGAACUGGUGAGCAGGUAGCCUGCUCGGGUGGGUGAGGCCUCCCAAGGGGGAAGGGGUGGCGGCGUGAACGAAAUCUGUUGACAAUUUGCUUGUUACCUUCUUUUUCUUGGGGGAAGUUCUUGGGCUCUGUUCGGUCUUGGGUUGCAAUUUUCUACCAGUUGGAGUCUGUUUUGGGGCGCCAACCUUUCUGGGUGCCUAAGCCUAGUCAAUGGCAAACAGGAAUAUACCUGUACAGUACUCCCAAAGAGUGGAGUUUUCAUAGGCCUUUGCUCCCUGCACCUCUCUGAGGGAACCAGGUUCUGGCUCGUGGUUCCUGGUAGGCAGAACUCCAUGUGACUGAAGCCCCAGACUAAUAUAACUAAUAUCAGUCCGAUAGCUCUAAGGAGCCUCUGGGACUCGCCUAGAAAAUGGCGUUUCAUUACAUUCAACGCUGGUUUUUUGCUCUGUUGUUGGGUUUCUUCCAUGAACCUUUAUUUCUUCCAUGGAAGAGCCUUUGUGGACAGCCAGGGCUAAAUGGUCUACACCCAUUAUUUUCUUCAUCUUUCGUUGUAGCUUUUCUAUUUAAUAGGAGUGCUGAUGGACACGAGAGGUACCAUGAUCCUCGGGUAAUAAAAUAGGCAAUACCAGUAUAGUUGCAUGAGUCUUUUGACCGUAUUGCAAAGCAAACUAUUUAGUUUGAGGUGCAGUACAAUUUGGCAGCAAUUGUUAAUCAAAAUUAUAUAAAACUAAUAUAUAACCUUUACAUGAAAGCUAAUAAUUACAUUGAUGACCAGGCACUUCAGCAUUCAUAAAUUUUCUGUUACUUUCAUUUGGAAAUAACAAAACUGAGAGAGUGCAGGUGUCACUAGUUGUAGUCUUGUUAGUCAGCUGUGCUCUUUAAGAUGUGAUUCUUAACAUCUUUAACUUAGCCACGUCAACCUGUGUAUUGACCUGAUAAAGUGCAUUAUUUAUGUUUUAGACACCCAUGGUUUCUGCUAGGCAAAUUAUACACUUAAAAGUUACUUUUGCCAGCCCUCCAGGCCAAGGAGUCAUCAGGAAUUCAUAUGUCCACUAAAGAAAGCUCUACAUCUUGAUCAUGGUGGCUUUCUCUGUAUUUAUUUAACAGUUUUCAAGUUGAAAUUGCUGUGAGGUCAUUCUAGACCAACAGUAAUUAUUGUUAUAGACAUUCUCAUUGUUACAGACAUGCUGCCAUGAUUGAAGAAAGAUGUAAUAGUCUCAUAAGUGGAUAUGUAAAUGCUUGGCGAAUCCUGGCCCUGCUUUGUAGGCAGUUGUGAAUCCUGAGUGUCGUGAGCUACUGGCACUCGUUCCUCGCAUCAUAUCUUUUAUUCUCAAUAACUGUUAAAAUUGUAAUCUCUCGUCUUCCCGUUCUUUCCCGCAGUACUGCUGAUUCUCCCUUAAUAUACCUUAGUGUUUGGUCUUUAAAAUACUCGUUCCUCAUGCCCACAUUUAAUUUUUCACAGUACUGGACUCCAUCUUCCUUGUCGGCCAACCUAACCUUUCCUCGUCCUUUCUUCUUGACUUUCUUCUGGUAUAUAUCUUUAUUUUCCUUCAAUGUCGUGCCUUUAUUUUACAAAUGCCGUGUGUUUAUUGAAUCUGCUCCAGCCUCUCAUGGCUCGUAGUGAUAUGUUUACUGAACUGUGCCUCGUCCUAUAUCAUCUCAAGAUAAUCAAGUCCUCAUAUUGUGUGACCAACCCUUGUAAGUAUGGUACAUAACUGUGUGCAGUGAUAAUAUUUUGUAAUAUAUAUUGGAUAUCUCCUGAUAUAUAUACUGCGAAAAAAUUUUGAUUUUGUAUGCUUAAGUGUGUGAAAAUAAUACGUAAAUUGAAAUUAUAAGUAAACCAUAUUAAAAUCAUGCCAUUACUAAUAACUAUAUUUCUUUCUUGCAACAAUCUGGAUUGUUAUAGCUUGUUAUAGCUCAGACUGAAGUUAUUUUAGCAUUCCAAUACAUUCCUCUCCACCCGUUUGUCAUGGUAAAGCCUUUCAUUUCUCUUGUCACUCCUCCUCCUGAUGCUGGGAAUGAGCGGGGCAGCUCAACGUGUGAUACUUGAGUAAAUGAUGACGAUGAUGACAACUUGAGUGACAUGUGUGACGAGUAAGAGGAAAGUGAACAGACUUGUUUGGUGAGUGAGCGAGAGUGAUAUUUAGUUAACAAUUAAUCAGCCUUUGUUAAUUAGCAUGAGUAACUUCACAUUGCAUAUAAUAUGAAGUUUUCAAGGAGAAAUACGGUGUAUUUGCUACUACUGUAUUCUAUUUUUGUAGUUUUAAUAGGCCUAAGGUUGUUUGGACAACCUUAGGCAUAUGAAUUUUAUGAAAUUAGUGUUUUGGAAUUUGUAUGACUGUUAUACAAGUUGAUCACUUCAUAUUAAUGCUUAGUUGUAUUAACAUAUUGUAUUUAAAGUGUAUAAUUUUGUACUGCAAUUGUACUGUAGACUAAUGUAUAUUUUUGUAUUGCAAUUGUAGUGUAAACUAAUGUAUAUUUUUGUAUUGCUAUUGUAGUGUAGACUAAUGUAUAUUUUUGUAGUACUUAAAUGAUGUAAAUAUCAUUUAAUGUAAUAUACAACAGUUUUAUUGUAAUAAUUGAAGUGUUUUAUAAUAUUA
Procambarus clarkii (red swamp crayfish) is the source of this 7335-nucleotide messenger RNA. Lineage: Eukaryota; Metazoa; Arthropoda; Malacostraca; Decapoda; Cambaridae. The record is from RefSeq and is a predicted model, not a curated record.